Messenger RNA from Ectocarpus siliculosus, 1980 nucleotides. Lineage: Eukaryota; Phaeophyceae; Ectocarpales; Ectocarpaceae. The record is from the annotation of a GenBank genome assembly.
UUCCGGCGGAGGGCUGGUGGUCAAUAUCUGCUGCUGUUGUUGCUGUACGGGGUGGGCUUGUACAGGGUAGCCCGCAAAGGCUCCCGCAGCGCCAGCAUGACGAGCACCGUAAGAGGCCGACAGAGCAGCACUGGAUGGAAGCAUUCCUAGCAAUGACACAGUUAUCGUUGUGUGUUGUCUCCUCGUCUUCCCCCAGCGUGCGGGUGCGUGUCGCCGCCUUCAGACGGCUCUCCGCCGCCGUGAUUAUCGCUGCUUUUAUAGGAGAGGGAGAAGAACCUCUUCGGGGACACUCCGGGCGGUUUCCCGGGGUUUCGAUCCGUCUGGAUGUUUGGACUGUGGUUCUCUUCUAUAAUCCAUGGAUUGCAAAUAUUCGCGGCCCGAAUUGUCGGGUGUGGCCAAUGGUAUAUGACAAUAAAAAAAAAAUUUUAUUGUCAUAUACCAUUGGUGGCCUCUGCUGUCUGCUGCUAUAGCUGCUGUGCACUGCUCUGCGUUGCUGUGUCGGGCGAAGCAAACAACGAUGGCUCUCUCGAUUCGGCAGGCAACAGUGGAUGACCUCAUCCAGAUGCAGACGGCCAACCUGUGGUGCCUGCCGGAGAACUACCAGAUGAAGUACUACCUCUAUCAUGUCCUCUCCUGGCCGCAGCUGCUCUUCGUUGCCGAGGACCACAAGGGUAAGAUCGUGGGAUACGUGUUGGCGAAGAUGGAAGAGGACGCCAAUGUUCCGCCGCACGGGCACAUCACCUCCCUCGCGGUUCUACGCACACACCGAAAGAGAGGUAUAGCCACCCGCCUGAUGCGCUGCAGCCAGUUGUGCAUGCAGGAGUCCUUCGAAGCCCGCUACGUGUCGCUGCACGUGCGCGAGAGCAACAGGGCGGCAUUCCACCUCUACAAGACGACGCUGGGAUAUCAGAUCAACGACGUCGAGAAGGGCUACUACGCAGACGGCGAAGACGCGUACGACAUGCGCCUCCCCUUCCCCCAGAAGGGGCAGUCCUACGGGGCCAUGACCCCGCUCAAGCAGGUGGUGGCCGUCAAGCGAAAGGAGGAGGCGCCCAAGGCGUCCGCGCCCGUGGCGGCGGGGGGGGCAGCGGUAGCGGCAAGAGAGGGCGAGGGUCAAGGAGGGGAGGGGGGCGCGGAAGGCGUGGAAGAGAUCGCGAGUAGCAUGGGAGAGUUGUCGGUAGGUGCGGGUGCUGAAAAGGCAUAGCGCGAGAGAAAAAAACUUUGACGAGGUUGUGUGAACUACGAGGGCUUUCGUGUUCAUCCUCCUCUGCUACCUGCCCACGGACACGCACGUGUGUACGUUUUUCUCUUUGUGGAAGACAGUGUUGUGCUGUGGCCGCUGGUGCUUUGUUGUAGAGAGUCUACCCGAGAAUGUUGAAGAUUUGGUGCGAUAGACUUCCUGCGGCACGCAGUAUCUUGCGUUGAAAGGUGAUCUUUUUAGCGACGCGCACGAGUUUUUUCUUUGUGGAAGGCAUUGUUGUGCUGUGACCGCUUGUUUUUGGAGUUUCUAGGCGAGAAUCUUGAAGAUUCGAUGCGAUUGGUGUUCUGCGGCACUCAGUAUCUUGUGUUGGAAGCCGAUCUUUUUAAGCGCUGGUGAUCUUGAGAGCUCAAUUGAAGUGUCAGCACCACUGUCUUGUAUGAAGUCCUGCCAGCGAAGAUCUCAGGGCGUUCCGGGGGGUUGCUUGUGCCGGUGGCUUCGCAGUUGAUUACCACGAUACGGCAUACCAUAGAGUCGACCGAGUGUGCUCCGGCUUGUCAAAAGUGAUCGUAUAAGGGCAGGUAUUGUAAGUAGAGACUUUAGCCCAUCGUCUCGCGAUGUUGACGCAGUCGUCCUGCGACAAUGUACUGCUAUAGGGCGGUAGCAAUGCCGGCGAAGGGCCCUGCGGGCAGGUUUGCCACAACAAGCUGUGAGCUCUGCGACCUGUGGUCAUCAGGUUGUUCCGUCACGCCUGGAUGCUUACGCUUCUUACUGCUGUCUAC